Megalops cyprinoides (Indo-Pacific tarpon) is the source of this 1878-nucleotide messenger RNA. It is a transcript of the gene treh, whose product is annotated as trehalase (brush-border membrane glycoprotein). Gene Ontology annotation, molecular function: alpha,alpha-trehalase activity. The coding region runs from base 1 to 1878 and encodes 625 amino acids. Gene Ontology annotation, biological process: trehalose catabolic process. The record is from RefSeq and is a predicted model, not a curated record. Lineage: Eukaryota; Metazoa; Chordata; Actinopteri; Elopiformes; Megalopidae. The transcript has 17 exons.
AUGGACAGGGUGGUGUUUUGGGCCAGCUGCCUGACGUUCUUACCUGCGUUCAGGUGUACCUUCCCUCCACCCUGUGACAGUGCAAUAUACUGCACAGGUGAACUCCUGAGACAGGUGCAGACAGCCAGACUGUUUGAUGAUGACAAGCACUUUGUGGAUAUGAAGUUGAAGGCCCCUCCUGAUGAGGUUCUGGCAGCAUUCCAGAAUUUAACAUCCAGUUCUCCAGGUGGUAACAUUAAGCCAUCAGAACUCCGGCAGUUCCUCAACACCUUCUUUGAAGAACCAGGGAAGGAAUUUGAACAAUGGACUCCACCUGACUGGCAUGACAAGCCACUGUUCCUGUCAAAGGUGUCAGAUGCAGAACUGCGCAGCUGGGCGGAGAAGCUGCACCAUCUGUGGAAGUCUCUAGGUAGAAAGAUCCGUGCUGACGUGCGAGACCAUCCUGAGUUGUACUCCCAGAUCUACACUCCCCAUCCUGUCAUUGUCCCUGGGGGGCGCUUCAGGGAGCUCUACUACUGGGACUCUUACUGGGUGAUCAACGGCCUCCUCCUGUCUGAGAUGAGAGAGACAGCCCGAGGGAUGAUCCAGAAUUUCCUCUACCUCGUUGAAAGGUAUGGCUUCAUCCCGAAUGGGGGCCGCGUGUACUACGAGCGCCGUAGCCAACCCCCCUUUCUCACCCUCAUGGUGGAGAGUUACUACAUGGCCACCCAGGACAAGGACUUCCUCAGGACUGCCUUGCCCGUGCUGGAGAAGGAGUAUCGCUUUUGGAUGCAGAACCGCUCGGUGGCCCGGGAGAUGAACGGGACUGUGCACGUUUUAAACCACUACAGUGUGCAAGUGGGACAGCCCAGACCUGAGUCCUACACAGAUGAUCUAGAGCUGGCUGAAGGCUUAAUGGAAGGGGCUCAAGAGAGUCUGUGGGCGGAGCUGAAGGCAGGGGCGGAGUCUGGCUGGGAUUUCUCAUUUCGCUGGUUUGUGGACAGUCAGGGUGGCAACAGUGGCUCACUGAAGGACACUCGCACCAGCCAAAUCCUCCCUGCCGAUCUCAAUGCCCUGCUCUGUCGAAAUGAGAAGACGCUGGCAUUGUUCUACAACAUCCUGGGCGACACUGCAGGGGCGGAUCGAUAUAACCAGGCAGUGAGGGCACGGCUGCAGGCCGUGGAAGCUGUGCUGUGGGACCCUCAGAAGGGUGUUUGGUUCGACUACAGCCUGGUGACCAACAGCAGCCAUGAUGCAUUUUACCCGUCCAAUCUGGCACCCCUCUGGGCACACUGUUACUCUCAGCCUGUAAUGGGAGAGCGGGCGCUACAGUAUCUGCAGGAGAGCGGAGCUCUGAAGUACCCUAACGGUGUCCCAACCUCCCUGACGAACAGUGGGCAGCAGUGGGACCUCCCCAACGCCUGGCCUCCCCUGCAGCACAUGCUUAUUGAAGGUUUGUGGAGUGUCUCAACAGAGGAGGCUGAGGAGAUGGCCUUUGAUCUGGCUCAGAGAUGGAUCAGAACAAACUGGUUAGCCUACCUCAAAUAUGAGGCCAUGUUUGAGAAGUAUGAUGUUAAUGGUGAUGGCAAACCAGGAGGAGGUGGGGAGUAUGAGGUGCAGCUAGGGUUUGGAUGGACCAAUGGGGUGGCCUUGCAGCUCCUGGACAAAUUUGGUGAUAGGCUGGUAUCAAGCAGUACCAGCUUGACCUGUAGUCUUGGUGUCGGACUCAUUUGCAUUGCCCUUUGGUGCUGCAGGAGGGAGAGGCGCUCUGAUAUUUCCGCAGAGGCAUCACUGCGGGAAGGUUUGACUUUUGCGUGCCUGGCAGUGACGGAGCCGGUCCUGGUGGAGCCCGUGCGGCCCGGUGUCCUGCCCUUGGUGAGGCGCGGGCAGGCCCUGUAA